CCGUAUGGAGUAUGUACACUCGAAGCAAAGCCACGCAAAUGGAGGCUAGCCUUGCUAGCAAUUUACCGUUAUCCGAGGUCGACCAUCGUUGUUCUCCGUCUUAAGUUUUACCUUGGAGACAACAAUUGUUGAUUGAAUAGUUUCGGUCGGGCGGAAGCCAACAUGCGCCCAACAUGAGGACGUAACAACGCUGAUGGAGCGUUGGCAUUAGAAGUCAAAGGGACUCAAACAACAGGCUAAAGGUCCAUACGUUGUGCUGGUAUAAACUUGCUCAGCAGUUUCUCGCCGCCUCGACCCCUCAUACAAGUUGUCACGGUCAACUAUCUACUGCUACCUUAGAGUUGCGACAGCGAGUUCCCCUGAUGUCCAGCCCCUCGCCGACAUGUUCAGAGUGCCUUGCUUUACAGGCGUGCUCGACCGCGACUCUCAAUGAUGCUCUUCAGAGAUCGAGAUUGACUACCAGGCAACGGCUCGCCAGAUGUAUCAUCUGUCGGAAUGCGCUGCGAAGCAAAUGCCAGAAAUACUGCCGCCCAACGCCCAUCGGCGAAGCGAAGCAAGAACCCUCCAUCCUGUCUAACGCCGUUGUCGAAUCCAGUACUCCCUUGAUUCAUAUGUACCUCGUGGAUGCCACCUGGUCCGAAGGAUGACCCAUACAGAUAGAUGUCCGCCUUCUGCUGGAUAGCGUCGUCGAGAAUCGGUUGAAGUUGGUCCAAAAUGUCGUUGUCUGGGCCGUCUUCGAUGAAAGGCAGGAUCCUGCCUUCUUGAAGUUGGAGGAUAUCAGGGGUCCGUACAUAGUCGAGUGCUAGAUCCAUAGUUUGUGAGUCGUCGGGCUCAAUGGCUUGGAAGCCAUAAUCCAGCUGCACGAGAGCCAGGGUGAGUGGAUGGGAAAAGUUGCGAUCGAACCAGUAUACGAGCUCAUGCGGUUUGGUUUGGGACUUGACGUUGAUGGCCGCUUUCAGCUUUCUUGGCCCAUCGCCUGUGAAGACGAGGUUGAUGUGAGGAGAACGGUCAUGCGGCGGAUCCACCUCGUAUGACACAGGUCUGCCCUUCCAGACGCCGUAGUCUUGGAUGGGCAUUCCGGAGACUGAUGUUGCACCGAGAGCUAGGCAGAGGUACAGCAAGUACUUGGUCCCGAAGACUCGGAGAGGAGAACAGAGUUCUAUGGCAGCACUUGACGACGACAGGUGGGAAUGGCUGACUUAUAGGAAUUCGAACAUGAUCAUUUCGGGCUGAAUCUGUCAUCUCGGGCCCCCCCGUGAAACGCUCAGAGAUGGCUCUCAGCUUUCGUGAGACCCAGCUGCAUCAAAGGGCAAGCAAGGCUGAGCCCGUGCUAAUCCCAGGCAGCCAGACUGGCUGUCCGAGCCUACUCCCGAAUUAGUGGAGAAUGACAAGUGGACACGAGGCAACCGAGACACUGUGUUUGUCACUUUCCCACACAGACCGACGAAGUGUGCACGUCCUCCACACCAUCUAGGAUCACGACGGCAAGCGGAAUAGGGAUAGAGAUUGUCUACACAUCACGGAAGCCGCAUGGUAGGCAUUUUUGAGACCCCGGAACGUGCCUUGGUCCUCUGUGGACUUUGGCCUGGCGGACAACAUAAGUUGGACUGGUGCUUGGAUACGACCGUCCGCUUGGAGUUCUCGUGUUCGUAAGUUGAGCAGGUAGGCCCGGGCAGGAAGAGCAAUGUUGGAAAUGCACAAAAACAUCAAGUCUCCCCCGCACCCUGGGGCUCUGGAGUAAAACGGCUGCGUAUCGUGCAUUCAACUUGCCUAGAGCUUUGAAAAGGUGAGCCUACAGCGAGGUGGAGGGGUCAGAAUUGGCGGCCAGUUUGAAGAACGUUCGAAAGCUGGCUCGGCAAUCCCCAGUGCGAAGGUCAGUCGCUGCCAGUUGUUGCAACCGGCGUUGAGCAAGCCACUGGUCCAUUUCGGCCACAGAGAUUAUAAAGGGUUGCCAAAGCGAAGCAUUCAACAAGACAUCGAGAGCCGUGAGAAAGGGAGGGAAAGAACCGCCAGCGUCUAAAGGAAAUACGAGAAACCCCGUCACCAUCAGCUGCAGAUUUCACGAUGGCAACGCCCUACCUGAGCCCGCAGGACUCAGCUUCCGAGGAUUAGAGUCCAUCACGUCGAAGCGAAACCCUGAGGAGCUGAACCUCUCGACAGAAUCUUCGUGCUCGUGUUCGGCUGACCAAUUAUCUGUGCAGCAUAAGGUGCGGCUGACCUGUCCAUAUAUGAUACCCCUCGCAAGCCUCUCUGGCUUCGCUUGGCUCUCAUGAGAUAUUUGCAUCCUUUAUGCAUAGCGGCGCACGUCGGGUCGUCCACGAGUCAAGCACAAGAUGAAAUAAACGGGACGAUAUCCUAGCCGCCUCUGGCCAAUAUGUGUGUCGGGGCCCAGCCUGUAGGCUGAAAGAUGUCUCACAUCUCUUCCCUUCUCCAUCUCGUUCCUACAAACAGGAGACCUCAUUGCCGCUCAACAUGGACAACAUCACGUCGCCAUCGGAGAUUGUCGAAACAACGAGAUUGAAACAUGGUUGGGACGACGGUGUUUUCACUUCUGAAUUGCUCAACAAGUCUGUUGUACCUAGGAACCUCACUGCUGCCGAGACGAAAGCCAAAAUCACUCCUCCGAAAGAUGCAGGAAAGCCGGAGCCGCUCAGAACAGGCACAUAUCGAGGGACGAAGUUGGCACUGACUCAAAUGACGAAGAGGAUUGAGGGAAGAUUUAAGUCCUUCUUCGACGUAGCGGGAUUUGAGACAAGCGUACCUCUGAAUCUCUUAGUCGAAGCCAAGCAGUUGUAUACCUUUCAGAAACCAGGAAGCGACAACUACCCACCCCACUUGGACAUAAUCCCGAAAGUGGAUCAAGUAAGCCUUCUCGAGAUUUUCGAUUUUAUGCGCCUGCUCGACACUGGCACAUUGAUCGGGACGUUGAUUCCUGAUAAGAUCCUCGACUUCAUUCAUGAUCAUCCCGAGGGUGCUACGGUCGACGCCAUCGAGACCCGCAACAAUGAGCUUCACAGGGACAAAGAGGACAUCUUCGAUGAAGAGAAUAUUGGCAACCGCCCAGACUGGUGGACCGACAAAGUCUUCGCUCAGCAGCAGUUCGUCGGUCCAAAUCCAACAACAAUCCAACAAGCCUCGCCCCAAUGGGUCAUGCAAUUUGCCGAGGACGCCCAAGGAAACGAUGAAAUGUAUCGUUUGAUUUCCAGCCAUGACGCGAAUAGUUUCUAUAUCCAAGACUGCAGCUACUUCCGUGCAGCUAUCGGUGCAGAUGCCCACGCAGACAUGACUUCCAAUGAUGGCACAAGGCGUCUAUGUGCAGCAGUAACUCUCUUUCAUCUGACUGAGCAAGGUACCCUGCACCCGCUUGCGAUUGCAAUCGACUACAAGGGUAGUCUGCGAGAGUCCGUAGUGAUCUUCAACAAAAGGGCCAGCCCCUCAGACCCAGAACCGAAAGACGACUGGCCGUGGAGAUACGCCAAAACUUGCGCGCAGGUCUCCGACUGGUUGAGACACGAAGUCACUGUACACCUGGUCAACGCUCAUUUGGUUGAAGAGGUCACCAUCGUGGCAGCGCAUCGAGCGUUCCCGAUCGAUCAUCCAGUCUAUCAAUUGUUGCAACCCCACUGGCUCAAAACAUUGUCAAUAAACGCUGCAGCUCGAGCCAGUCUCGUCCCGAAUGUCGUCACCAGAAUCGUUGGGGUGACGGAUCCGCAGCUCUACUCGUUCGUUCGAGAUGCGUACCGGCGCUUCGACUGGACGGGGCAGUAUGUGCCAACUAGUUUGGAGGCGACGGGGUUUCCUACUGAGGAGCUGCCGCACAACCCCAAGUUCCACAACUAUGCAUACGGACGGAAUAUGGUGCUCAUGUGGCAGACACUACGCAAAUUCGUGGCAGCAAUCAUCGCCAUCAAUUAUAAGUCGAAUGAAGACGUGGCCAUUGAUGAACAUAUCGAUGCUUGGACAAAAGAGAUGCAAAGCGAUGAUGGGGGACAGCUGAAGUCGUUCCCAGAGAUCAAGACAAUUGAAGCCCUUGUCGACGCUGUGACCAUGUGCAUACACAUUGCAUCACCUCAACAUACGGCGGUAAAUUAUCUCCAGAGUUACUACCAGACCUUCGUGAUCAACAAGCCCUCAGCUCUAUUUGCACCACUUCCGAAGACUUUGGACGAGCUCACCAAGUACACAGAGGAAGACCUGAUGGCCGCCUAUCCGGUUAACCAUCCUCGAGAAUGGCUGCUGGCCUCUCACCUCCCACACCUUCUCAGUUAUCGCGUUGCCGAAGAUCAAAAUUUGGUGAACUUUGCGUUGUCGACGGCCAAACUGGCGACAUUGAAUAACCAGGAUGCCGUAGCUGCAGCAGCAGCGCAGUUGUAUGCAGAUUUGAUGGAGUUGAGAAACGUUUUCAAGCAGAAUAGCCUGGACAUGGAUGAUCAGACGAAGCCGUAUGAUGUGAUGGAUCCACAGGUCACGGCAGUAUCGAUCUUGUUGUAAGGAGUGUGCCGGGCAUAGUGGCACACAGACUGUGAGCUGGAAAUGGUAACAAGCUAUGACGGAUAUGACCCUUUGAACAUUGCGUUAGUAACGAGAACAAGAACCAGUCUGCU
Exophiala xenobiotica is the source of this 4604-nucleotide messenger RNA. RefSeq lists its product as uncharacterized. The coding region runs from base 2473 to 4491 and encodes 672 amino acids. The record is from RefSeq and is a predicted model, not a curated record. Lineage: Eukaryota; Fungi; Ascomycota; Eurotiomycetes; Chaetothyriales; Herpotrichiellaceae. Gene Ontology annotation, biological process: lipid oxidation. Gene Ontology annotation, molecular function: oxidoreductase activity, acting on single donors with incorporation of molecular oxygen, incorporation of two atoms of oxygen; metal ion binding. The transcript has 2 exons.